Molecule: messenger RNA, 2690 nt
Organism: Podospora bellae-mahoneyi
Lineage: Eukaryota; Fungi; Ascomycota; Sordariomycetes; Sordariales; Podosporaceae
Exons: 5
Coding region: 57-2690 (877 amino acids)
Biological process (GO): protein phosphorylation
Molecular function (GO): protein kinase activity; ATP binding
Source: RefSeq, a predicted model, not a curated record
CGCGGAUAGUAAAGGAUUUCAGGUGUAUAUCGAGGCUGCAGCCACAACACCACAAAAUGGACCAAGAAGCUCAAGAUAAUUUCGGAGCACAACUAUGGGCGCAGCAGCAGGCACGACAGGCACGACAGGCACAACAGGCACAACCGGCGCAACAGGGACAACAGACACAGUAUGCACUGCAGGUACAAAUGGCACAGCAACACCCGCCCAUACUGUACCCGGGUGGUCGGCCACCCGUAUGGAUAACAAACGGCAUCGGCAGGCCGAUACCAGCAGGGCACAUGUACCAGAGAUAUAGAGGGGGGCCAGUAAAGGAGGAUACAAAACGGCUGUGUCGCUUUGGAUUUCAGCAGUUCCGAGAGACGGGUCAUCGGGUCUCCUUGAACGAAAUUGACCUUCCAGCCUAUGCAAAGGACAUGCCCCCAACCAUUUCCUGGCCAGCCACGUACACAGGCCCGAAGCCUUCCACCCUUUACCCGAACAUCCUCUGGCGUAAGCCUUUUGAGAAAAUUUUUGGCGGUGCCUUCCAGCCGGGAAACACGGCGCUGGAGUUCCUCGAGAAUGCGGAAGCGGUGACUGCUCGGCAGGUGAUGAAAGAUUACCUCCAAACCUACUACAACCUUACCUACGUAUCCGUGCUCGGAUGGGGCGGGAACGGGCUGGCGUGCCUGUUCCGGCAUCACGAUGGCGAGGGUCGUGAGAACGAGAUCGUCGUCAAGACGUCCCUGAGGGGUAGGAACGAAAACAUGAUCAGGGAGACGAAUUUCCAAGACAAGUUCAGGGACGCCACGCAUAUUGUCCAGCUGGAAGACUUGAACGAGUACCUCAAGCCAGGCGCCAUACCUCCUGUUCCGGGUUCGCCGCUGCCCGGGACACAUCCCGUCCAGCAGGCGCCGCAGGUGAUUCUGCUGGAAUAUCUUAGCCAUGGCAGUCUGGCACAGGUGAUAUCCAGCUUGCAGCAUAGGAAACUGACAGCCCCUAAUAGGUUCCUGUGGGAAAUGUGGAAAUGCAUGCUGAGGGGAUUGCUCGAGUUUGAGUACCCCCCCGAUCUAUACCCCUAUGACGAUGAUGGCCUUAUAGACUGGGCUGACAUGACUCUCCCGGGCGAAAACAAUGUCCACUUUGAUAUUGAUCCAUCCAACUAUAUGGUCGGUGACAUUUUUGACGGCCAUGAAGAUGACAACCACCCCACCGUCCCUGUUCUCAAGAUGUCGGACUUUGGUUGUUCGACAACCAUGGAUGACGAACAAUUCGAGAACCCGAAAGCAAUGUGGAAGUACAGAAUGUAUGGGAAGUCCAUGUUUUAUAUGCCAGAGCAGUUUACCGAAGAAUGGGACUACGUUCCCCAACUGCCGGGUGAACUGGACACUCGGGUGGCCGCAGGAAAAUUCACCUGGAAGUCAAACCUUUUCCAGGCUGCCCAGUCGCUGGUGUGCAUCAUGUCGGGAGACUAUCCCCAGAUGCCGCCCCAUCCAACAAAAGUGCCUUGGACGCCGAGCAUGACCGGUGUUGACGAAGAUGGCAACGACGAGCCGCUGGAAGAGCAUUGGUCGUACGGGGCUUACAUAUAUGGCCUAGAACAACACAUUGAUGGCCACUUGAAAUCAGUACUGGUACGUUGUCUGAUGGAAAACCCGGAUCACCGCCCAAACUGGAGGGAGUUGUUAGAGGACGCGGACACCGAGUGCGAGAGAUACAGGACUGAUGGAGAUGAAAUCGGCGACCACGACAACCGCGACUGGCCUAGAGGCUGGGAGAAAGAUGACUGGAAGGCUCAGGUCCCGUGGACAGAUGUUCAACUGGAGUCCUGGAUCAAGGAGGCAAUUCUGGAGCCGCCCGUACUGAACCCAGACCCCGCCGAUAUGCCUUCACCGCCUGAACUUCCCGCAGUGUUGGAGAGGAGGAGGGCGAUGAGGAGACAGCACCAGCGUCAAAGGCUCUUCAUGCAAUGGUUGAACACCCGACAAGCGAAUUUACAAGCCCACGUCAGAGCCAUGGGUCAAGAAGAGUACACCAACUACUUCAACGUGUGGUGCAAGCGCCGUGACAUGGAAGAGCACAUCGAGAAGUGUUACAAGGCCGCGGUCAAGCUCAGGGCCUGGGAAGCCCAGUUCCAGAUGCACCAGCUCCUCAGACCGGCAGACAAGCAGGGAAGGGCCUGGGCCGACUGGACGGCGCAGGCAAACGCCAUCCACCAAGCCCACCCGUUCAUCUCUUUAAAACCCGCCGACCGCGGCCCCUACGUCCGCAACAUCCAAAUAGCAAUCGAAAACUUCCGCAAGAUGGAAUUCAACACGUUUGUCCGCGAGCAACCCGAAAAGAUCAACCGCUGGGUCCAAGGUCAAAUCCAACGGCUAUCCCAAAACGGGCAGUUUCUCAGCCCCGCCGAGAUCACCAACAUGACGCUUCAAGCCCGAGCGCAACCUAUCUCUAUCCCCUUCCCUCAGACCCCGAUCAGGAAACGGAUCCGUAAGCUACAGCUGCAGGUGUACGGACCACACUGGCACCACGGCCUCAUGAUCGGGCAGGUAGUCGGUCUCGAUCCCUGUCCUGGGAUGGUGCCCGUAGGCAACAACCACGACAACUUUGUCGGCCCGCCCAAUCUCAGAUCUCAGGACGACCCGUUCACGCCCUGGCAAAGCCAAGCGGAACUAGACAAGCUGGAAGCAAUGCGCAAAAAAACAAUAUAG